Mobula hypostoma (lesser devil ray) is the source of this 2299-nucleotide messenger RNA. RefSeq names its product growth hormone regulated TBC protein 1a (gene grtp1a). The transcript has 7 exons. The coding region runs from base 690 to 1553 and encodes 287 amino acids. Lineage: Eukaryota; Metazoa; Chordata; Chondrichthyes; Myliobatiformes; Myliobatidae. The record is from RefSeq and is a predicted model, not a curated record.
ACUUGGAUUCUUUUCUACCCUGAGUGGGUUAUAGAAAAACUAUUCAUGUGACUUCAUGGGGUUUGUAUGUGAAGGUUCAAAUUGGGGAAAAGAUUGACAAAUCAUUUGUACUUUGGAAAGGGAAGCAUCUCACUUGUUUUUUUAAAGAAAAUUUCUUUAAAAAAUUCAAUGCAUACCAAAGGACUUUAGUGCACCUGAAGUGUUAAAAUAUGGGAAGCAAACAGCCACAUAGUGAUGAACAAGGUGUACCUCAAGUCUGCAUGCUUAGCUCCCUGCUCUACUGUAUGCACACAUGAGAGUGUCUGAGUGCAACUCCAAUUUAUUGAAAUUUCCUAAUGACUCAGCUAUGGUGGAUGAAUCACAGGUGACGAUGUGUCAGCUUACUAGAGCGUGAUAGGUUACCUGGUUGAGUGGUUCCACAAAAACAACCUCUUGUCGAAUACCAGGAAAACAGUGCUGAUUCCCUUUAAGGAGAGUGAACAUGUGCCAGAUCACGUUGAGGAGUCAGCAGCUUUCAAUUCCUGGGUGUUGAAAUUUUGGAUGACGUUUCCUGGGCCCAGCACCUACAUGCAGUAAAUGAAUAAGUAAACUGCACUGCUGGCUUUAUUUGCUUUAAGAAGAUUUGGCUUAUCAAACAGCAAACAGACGUUUACAGAUAUACUGUUGAAAGUAUCCUGAUUGUUUGCAUCAUGGUCUGGUACAGCAAUUCAAAUGCACAGGAAGUAAAACGAUACAUUAGAAAAGGCAUUCCAAAUGAAUAUCGUAGUCUCAUCUGGAUGACUGUCAGUGGAGCCCAGGAACAGAUGGAAAGGAACCCGGUUUACUAUAAGAAGAUGCUGGAAACAGAGGAAGAUCCAAAGCUGAUUGAAUCUAUAAGAACAGACAUUAACAGAACAUUUCCUGACAAUGUACAGUUUCGCAAAACAGCUAAUCCCUGCCUACAGCAGCCACUUUUCAAUGUUUUACUGGCAUAUGGAAAUCACAACAAAGCAAUUGGCUAUUGCCAGGGGAUGAAUUUUAUUGCUGGCUACUUGCUUAUAGUGACCAAGGAUGAAGAGAAGUCCUUCUGGUUGUUAGACUCUCUGAUUAAGAAGAUAGUACCAGGUUUCUACAGUCCAACAAUGAUUGGACUAAAGACUGAUCAAGAGGUUCUGGCUCAUUUGGUUAGGAUGAAGGUCCCUGCAGUCGCGGAGUUAAUGGAACGGCACAAUGUGAUGUGGACCUUGGUUGUUUCUCGGUGGUUUAUCUGCUUGUUUAUUGAUAUUCUUCCCGUGGAGACGGUUCUUCGUAUCUGGGACUGUCUGUUCUAUGAAGGAUCUAAAAUCACCUUUCGUGUGGCCUUGACAUUAAUAAAGUACCACCAGGCUUCAAUCUUAGAGGCAAAUAAUUUCCCUGCGGUUUGUGAGAAGUUCAAACAGAUCACACGUGGUCCUCUGGUCCAAGACUGUCAUAACUUCAUGAAGAGAAUUUUUACCGAACCGGGAAGAUUGCCCCUCAGCACGAUCAUCCGGCUACGAGAGAUCAGCAGGGCUCAGAUAGAUGAUCAAAGCUGAUGUGCUGGUUCAGCUCCAGCUGACUAAUUAUCUCAGGACCCUGAAGACUUCUUACAUUCUUCCAUUAUACAUUUGGGCUGGAUUUGUCUCACCAGCAUCUCAUGUACUGUACAAUACUGUUUUUCAAAAAGAUUGACUAGCUAUUUGUACAUACUUAGAAUUCAGGUGAACAAAAUUACAACUAUUUGUUUCAGAUUUAAAGUAACAUUGUUAAAUGAAGGGCUGUUUGUACUCCUAGAUUUCUUUGAAGUUCUUACCAUUAAUUUAUAUUUACUUUUCACUCAAAAUAUAACUUUUUAAUGUAUUGUUAAAUAGAAUUAUCUAAGAUUCAGUAAGUGAAGAUGGUGAAUAUUAUUUUGAUAUCAGUGACAUUUGAUCAGGUGUAACUAAAUUUUUGUAACCAGCACUGCCUGUCUGAUCCCCACACUACGGGUGAACUGCACUGCCUUGGCAAGGCUUAUACUCCAUACCCGAUAAAGGCAUCAGCAUGUUUCCAGUGUGAUUUACAUGGAAUGCAGUAGUGUCUGAUGGCAGCUUGCAUCUCUGAUUGUAAAAGGCAAUAAUCAAACGUCGGCACUUUGGAUACUAGAGCUGCUCUUUCAGUGCAUACGGGGUUCUUCCCCAUCUUUGUGGCAGCAGAUAUUUUGUACCUGUUUAUAAAAGCAGAAUUGAAAAGAUGCUUAAAUGUAUUUUUUUUUAAAAAGUGGAUUUUUGUGCAAAUGUGAUAAUUAAACAAUAGUCUGAGC